AUGGAAUCCUUACCUCAAACGGCACCGACGAUCACGAUCAGAGAACUCAUCGAACGCGUCUGCCAAACCUCCCAUCGCGAAUUCGAACUGGUACUCGACGCGUUAUCGAGGAACGACGGGAAAUCGAUCGCACCGAUCGAAAAGAAACGAGCGCUCGUGCAUCACUUAAACGCGCUGAAGCAACGCCUCGUACGCGCGCACGCCUUAAUAGCCUGGGCACCGAAGAACGCGAAAGCGACGCUGGUGGCGGAGAACGCGUGCAACGCGUUAGACGAGCACGUGGAACAGUUUCGAACUGCAGCGGAUGCGUUGCACGGAAUGCACCAGAGGUUGCUCUGGGCGCGAGCGCCGAUGUUUGACGUUUCGGCGAGUUUUGACGUUUUAUGCAGAGGCGGGUUUGAUUGUUUAGAUCGCGUGGAAGGGAUACGGAAAGUCGCGACGAUGCAGAAGUGGAAGGAGGAACGCGAAAAGGAGAUUAUGAUGAAGAAGACAAAGAAAGGCGAAAAUACGACCGGGGACGGCGGCGCGGAGGAGAAAGAAGAAGAGAAGAAGAAGGAAGAAGAAGACAAAGAAGAGGAAAUAGAUUUAGCGAGGAGGAAAACGUUGGAUGCGAAACACGCGUUGAUUGUGGAGAAACACGCGUUGAAGAGGUUUCCCUCCAUGGAAGGAGACGAGGACGGCAAGGUGAAGUUUACCAUUUUCGACGUCGUCUCGGGAGAGGUGCGGUGCGGGGUAGAGAACAUGUACGAGAUGACGCUAGUUUUAGACGACGCGCCGACGGAGAAAGAAGUUCUGUGGACGUGUACUGGAGUGGAAAUUUUGUGCGGUGAGGAAUCGAUGAUGGUGAGUGACGACGAUGGAAAGAGGAAACGCAUUAGCUAUCAAGCGACGAAGGAGGAAAUUCAAAGUUUGACGUUCAACGCCACCAUGCGCGCAAAAGGCGACGGGACGGAACAACAUCCAGCGAGAGGGAUACUUGGCGCGCACGAAGCUAUGAUGGACGCGGUGACGCGGCUGGUUUGCGCAAAAACGCUUGCGCAAGCGGGUAUGUUGAGAGAUUUAGCAGAGGCGAAGAGCGAUAAAAGCGACGAAAGCGGCAGCAAUAGCGCAAUCGAGUGGACAAAAAGGGGCAAAGUGGUCGCAGAAAUCGUGAAACAUAAAGGCGACGUGACAGGUUGCGCGAUAACGCUUUGGAACGCGAGGAAACGGUUGGACGUGAAGUUUGAAGUCGAUAAGCGCAAAAUCACAGCUUCCGUCGUCAGUGUUCAAAAAGAAAAAGAAAAGGAAAAUAAGAAGGACGAAUCGGCGGAGAAGGCGACGCUACCAUCCGCGGCACUCAAGACAUUCGAAGAUACGAGAGAACCGAUUGAUAUUGACAACGGUACGAUUUCACUCCUCAAUGCUCUCGAUCUCGCGAGCAAAACCGCGACAGUUUCGACGUUAACAUCCAUCAGAGACUUUUUAGUCAACUCCAAACAGAAAGAGACGUCAACGCCUAAGAAGAGUCCUCAAAAGAAGAAAAAAGCGACACCGGCGGCGUCGAAGAAACGCAAAGCGACGGCGAUUGAAGAAGAAGAAGAAGAAGAAGACGGAGGAGGAGAAGAGAGAGAAAAAGAUUUUUUUAAUUCUUUGGGCGGCGUUACGUUUUCUGAAGUCGAUGAUGCGACUUUGACAUUUUCCAUCGUCUUUGAUCGAGACGAGGUGGACAAGAACAGCAAAGAACUAGCGUCUGUUUCUGCGGUGGUUUCGGUAAACAAGUACAAGGGUAUCGUCCAGUGCGAGUUUCAAGCCUAUCCAGAUUCCAUCAUCGACCGAGACGACGUCGACGAUAUCAUCUGUUACGGUUCGUUUAAGCACGAACUCGCAAAGCGCUUGGAAUCCGCGAGCGAAUCCAACGACCCGCAAAAUGUCGGUUUGGUCUUUCUUGAGCUAAUUCCGGAGAUGCGCGAGAUUGCAAAGAUGUUUAUCGUUCGAAAAUAUCUCGAACCGUCCCUGAGCGCGUUGUUCGCGCCUUAUUCCAUCGAGAAUCUGAAGGAAAUUUUGAAAACGACUCGACGCGUUGCGGGCGCGAACGUCGCUGCGGUUAUUAAAGCCGACGACUAUGAACACCUUCUGGAAAAUGACGGCACUUUCGUGUGCGUUUGGGAAGACGGUGCGACGAUGAGCGUCAAAUGCGCAAAGAGACGAUCGACGCUCGAGCGAUGGCGCGUCGAUUCGUGUUCAGAGAUUACUCGAAACGGCGAAACUCUCGGCGGCGGUGGUGGUGAUGGUGGUGUCAAGCGCGCCAAAACGACGAAAGGAAAGACGAAAACGACUCCUUCUUCAUCGGAAGGACCAUUCGAAGGCGCGGCGACGAUUUCGAUCGAAUCGCUCUCGAAAAUAGCCGCAGAUGCUGUCAAGCGCGCGUUGAAAUAA
Molecule: messenger RNA, 2415 nt
Organism: Bathycoccus prasinos
Lineage: Eukaryota; Viridiplantae; Chlorophyta; Mamiellophyceae; Mamiellales; Bathycoccaceae
Exons: 1
Coding region: 1-2415 (804 amino acids)
Biological process (GO): regulation of transcription by RNA polymerase II
Cellular component (GO): core mediator complex; mediator complex
Molecular function (GO): transcription coregulator activity
Source: RefSeq, a predicted model, not a curated record